Molecule: messenger RNA, 1677 nt
Organism: Lodderomyces jiufengensis
Lineage: Eukaryota; Fungi; Ascomycota; Pichiomycetes; Serinales; Debaryomycetaceae
Gene: SMF12
Product: divalent metal ion transporter
Exons: 1
Coding region: 1-1677 (558 amino acids)
Biological process (GO): intracellular manganese ion homeostasis; iron ion transport
Cellular component (GO): plasma membrane
Molecular function (GO): cadmium ion transmembrane transporter activity; manganese ion transmembrane transporter activity
Source: RefSeq, a predicted model, not a curated record
AUGUCAAGAUCUAUCGAACUAACCAAAAUAAUUAAAUCAAGAUUUACGAAGUCACAAUCUAAUCAAUCAAACCAUGCUUCCAUUAAUGAGACUUCAUCUACCGCACAUGACAAUACUUCAUCAACUACAAAUAUAACGUCUGUUAAAGAAUUAAGUGAGCAAAAAGAUCAACAAGAUCUAACGAGAACAUUAUCUCAAUCUACAUCAGAAGAAACAAUAUACAACUCCAAAACUAAUUUCCAAAAGGCAUUAUACAUCAUUAAAAAAUAUAUAUCAUUUGUAGGUCCAGCGAUAAUCAUAUCAGUUGCAUAUUUAGAUCCUGGUAAUUAUUCAACAGCAGUAACAGCAGGUGCAAAUAAUAAGUAUCAUUUAUUGUUCAUUACAUUUUUAUCAAACAUUAUAGCGAUUUUUUUACAAAGUUUAUGUAUCAAAUUGGGAAGUGUUACUGGGUAUGAUUUAGCAAGAUGUUGUAGAGAAUAUCUACCCAAAAAGUUGAACUUGGUGUUAUGGGUAUUAGCAGAGUUGGCAAUUAUUGCUACUGAUGUUGCUGAAGUUAUUGGAUCUGCAAUUGCUUUGAAUAUAUUAUUGAAAAUACCCUUACCUGCUGGUGUUGUUAUUACCAUUGUUGAUGUAUUAUUUGUAUUGAUGACUUAUAGAGCAGAUACAUCAUCUAUGAAAUUCGUCAAAAUUUUUGAAACCACAGUUGGAGUUCUAGUGCUUGUUGUUGUUAUAUGUUUUGCUAUACAAUUAUCAAGAAUUCAUGCAGAUGCUAGAGAUGUAUUUUUAGGUUAUAUACCAAGUAAAGAAAUGUUUAGAGGUAAUGGUAUGACUAUAGCUACUUCAAUUAUUGGAUCAACUGUAAUGAUUCAUUCCUUGUUUUUAGGUUCAGGAUUAGUUCAACCAAGAUUAAGAGAAUUUGAUGUUAAACAUGGAUAUGUUAAAUUGAAUGAAAUUUAUGAAAAUUCAGCCAACAUGGAAAAAUCAAAUUAUGAAAAAGAAUCGGAUUUUUUUUACAAUAACUACAAACCAUCCUACAAAGCUAUUAAUUAUUCAUUAAAGUAUUCAAUAAUCGAAUUAAUUAUUACUUUAUUCACAUUAGCAUUGUUUGUCAACUCUGCAAUUUUGAUUGUUGCAGGUUCAACAUUAUAUGGAACACCAGAAGCUAUUGAUGCAGAUUUAUAUACAAUUCAUGAUUUAUUAUCUAAAACUAUCGCACCGGCAAUGGGUACAAUUUUCAUGGUUGCUUUAUUGUUUAGUGGCCAAAGUGCUGGUAUUGUUUGUACAAUAGCAGGACAAGUUGUUUCUGAAGGUCAUAUUCAAUGGACAUUAAAACCAUGGUUAAGAAGAUUAAUUACAAGAUCAAUAUCCAUUGUGCCUUGUCUAAUUAUAAGUUUAUGUAUCGGAAGAAAUGCAAUGGGUGUUGCUUUAAAUAUUUCACAAGUUAUUAUAUCCAUAUUAUUACCUCCACUAACUGCUCCAUUGAUUUAUUUCACUUGUUCUAAAAAGAUAAUGAAAGUUAAAAUUGAUUUGAAUGAAGAUAGUGAUGAUGAUGAUAAUUUUAAAAAUAUGGCUAAUAAUUGGAUAACUACUAUUAUUGCAUGUAUAAUUUGGAUAUUUGUUUCGAUUUUAAAUGUUUAUGCUAUUUAUCAAAUGUCGAAAAAUGGUGUUUCUGGAUAG